CAUCAAUUUUCAUCACAAUCACAAUCAUCCAAAUAUUUAGCUAAGGAAACAAUUAUCAUUCAGUAUCAAUUACUAUUAAUUACUAUCAGCAAUGGCUCAGCCUCAAUGUAUUUCAGGUCUAUCUGGGAAACUUGUGACUGAAUUAAAUGUUAACUGCGGCGCUGACGAUUUUUACACAAUAUUUAAGCAGCAUGUAGACGUUCCGAAAGCGAUACCUCAUAUUUACAAGUGCGUGAAAGUUGUUGAGGGAGAUGGAACUACUUCCGGUUGUAUCAAGGAAUGGGGCUAUCAUUGUGAGGGUAAGGAACUGAUUGUCAAGGAGAAAACGACAUACACUGAUGAAACAAGGACGAUAUGCCACUGCGUAGUAGGAGGAGCCUUAGCAAAGGAGUACAAGAAGUUCUAUGCAAUCCUUGUGGUUAAUCCAUUGCCUUGUGGUAAUGGAAGCGUUGUGAGUUGGACUGUGGAUUAUGAGAAGAUUAAUAAGGAUUCUCCAAUCCCUAUCCCUUAUCUGGCUCUGUUUGGUAAGGUCAUUGAGGGCAUGGACUCUUACCUCUGCGCUUCUGGUUAAAUUAUCGAUGAUAUAUGCAUAUAUAUCAACGGAGAAUCCUGCGUACGGUGUGUGUUUGUGUGGUAAUAAAAACUACAAAUAACUGAGUCUUGUUAUUAGAAGGGAAUGAAUGUUAUUAGGAGGGAAAGAAUGGAUGUGAGGAGGGAAGAAAAUGACCUAAAUUCAAGUCAACACUUAGUCACGUACAAAUCCAAUAAAAAUAAAUAAGUAUUU
Molecule: messenger RNA, 784 nt
Organism: Papaver somniferum (opium poppy)
Lineage: Eukaryota; Viridiplantae; Streptophyta; Magnoliopsida; Ranunculales; Papaveraceae
Product: major latex protein 146-like
Exons: 2
Coding region: 92-571 (159 amino acids)
Biological process (GO): defense response
Source: RefSeq, a predicted model, not a curated record